Molecule: messenger RNA, 231 nt
Organism: Ceraceosorus guamensis
Lineage: Eukaryota; Fungi; Basidiomycota; Exobasidiomycetes; Ceraceosorales; Ceraceosoraceae
Exons: 4
Coding region: 1-231 (76 amino acids)
Cellular component (GO): membrane
Source: RefSeq, a predicted model, not a curated record
AUGGUUCACACUACCGACAUCAUCCUCUACGUCCUCGCCAUCUUCUGGCCACCCAUUCCCGUAGCCAUCAAGAAGGGAUGCCACACCGAAGUGAUCAUCAGUGUGAUUCUCUGGCUUCUCUUCUGGAUCCCAGGUGUCGUGUAUGCAGCUUACAUCAUUCACAGCAACCCUGAGGAAGAGUCAUCGCGCAACAAUAGGCGUGAGAAGAACAGGUACUCCAGCAGGUACUAG